GUGUAUUUUUAGUGAAACGAUGUGUUAAUUAAAACAGUAAUAUGGCGCUAUUAAAAUUUACUCUAGCAAUCCUUUUGGCCAACGCAAUUCAUUUUAGUUAUGCAAUGUGUAUUUCAGAUAUCAAGCCAGCAAGCUCCUACGGAAAAAUUGGAUAAAGUUGAAUUAAAAACAAAAUUUUGUGAAGAUUCAUCUGACGAUGAUGUUAAGUUAAAAACUAACAAUGAAACUGAACAUGUAUCAGAGAAUUCCAAAAUACCCAAAAGUAUUACAAGCAAUAAACCUAACCAACUAAAUCUUAGUUUGAAGUCUUCAACUGUUCAGCCAGCAAAAAGCACCUCAAUAAUUAACGUUGAACCUCAAAUUGUUAGACUUCCAGUUAAAAAAAUCAAUGUUGUGCCAGAAAAGAAAGUGCUUCAAAAAAAUAAUAAUGAAAUUAAUAGAAAUAAUAAAAGUAGUGUCCCAUCAACACGAAGAGCCAUGGAAUUCGUUGAUGAUAUUGUACUGCCACUAAAAAGUGAACCUCGUCCAAGUGCGAUUAAAAGUGCAAUUCCAAAUGUUGAUAAAGACGAAAACAGUAUAAUUAGCCGUUUUAAGGAUGAUAACUUCGAUUACCAUGACAAUCUGGAAAUGAAAAAUAAAAAUACUCAAGAUAAUGUAUGUACCAAUGUGAUUCCAUUAUAUAAAUGCGAAGAAAAUAAAAAAAAAUACAUUGAAGAAGCAGAAGGUUGUGAGCAAUAUGUUAAUAAAGAAACAAUUAAUGAAGAAAUCACUACUCAGAGCAAAGAACAAAACAUCGCUACCCAUAAAAUUCCCAUUGAUGCCAAGCCAAGCGUAAUUGUAUACAGCAGAGAUUACAAAGAUGUUAUCGAUGCAUUUCCUCAACAGAAAACAGUUGCAAAAUAUCCACUGAGUCGCAGCCCUUAUACAAUAGAAUAUUGUGGCAAUGUUUGUGUCCCUUACAGCUCUAAUGGUUAUUAUCAAACACCAAGUUAUUAUGGUGAUUAUAAUCAGCAUAAUGGCCAGAUAGAUUAUUCGAAUAAAUGUAAACAAAAUAUGAAUAAUUUUAGAGUUUGGAGGUCGUGGAACAAUAUGAUGGUUCAUUAUUACCCGAAUGCUUAAACACAACGACAAGAAAAUAUUAAAUUAACUCCGUCAUUUUUAUAUUAUUCUGUGGCCAUUUAUUCACACGCUUUCUUGACUUUGUAUUUGAAUAUUAUAUGAGAAUUAUAUCUGUAUAUAUUUCAAACUUUUAAAAUGUUAUGUAAUCUUAUAUAACCCACAAAAUAACUUCAUGUUGCUUAUAGAGUUAACUUUUUAGUUAAAUCUCAAAUAAAAUACACAAUUUUAGAAUUUUUGUAAAUAUUUAACAUAAGCGCAAUUUACCUACACUUAUUUAGUAUAAUAUGGUAGAUAACUAUUGUAUACUACACUGAUAAAUGUCUAGAUAUAUAUAGAAAAUCUUAAAGUAUUGUUGUUAUAACUGUUUCUGUAAUUAUUUAAUCCUAUUUAAUUUUGGUUGUAUACAAUUUCGUUUUUAUGUAAUAAAUAGCAAUAAAAAAUAACAUAACUAACUUUAUAAAUAUAUCGUAUUUUAACAAAUUAGCCUUUCAGACUUAAUUAAAAUGAAGCACUUGUAAAAGUUUAGAUGAUAUCUAUUGAUGACAAAUUAUGGCUUAUGACAAAUGUACAUAAACUAUGUUGUUAACUCUAAAUGAGAAAUUUGACGGGUUUGACAUUGAGAAUCAGGGUAAAUAUUUUAAGGCUAACAUUUCAAUAAUGCCUAAUCAACCCAAGAGGUCUGUUAAAAAAUGCAUUUUUUUAUGGUUAAAUGUAGUUUUAAUAAUCGCAACAUAACACAUAAAUAACAAAAAAAUAAAAUGAAAAGCCGGGAAAUUUGAAAUUCAGCAUUGUUUCCAUGUGAAAAUUAGCCACUGCUUUAACAAGAGAGAUCUUAAAACAAUCAAUAUGUGCUUGUCAUUAAGAAGAGCCACGUCUUUUGAAAAUAACAAUAAUUUGUAGUUGAAAGGAAUUUCGAUCUGGCCAAUGGCUUUC
Molecule: messenger RNA, 2052 nt
Organism: Leptidea sinapis
Lineage: Eukaryota; Metazoa; Arthropoda; Insecta; Lepidoptera; Pieridae
Exons: 3
Coding region: 100-1119 (339 amino acids)
Source: RefSeq, a predicted model, not a curated record